AUGAGCAAAUACUUUGAACUGGAUAUGCUUCAAGCUGAGUGCUUCGCUCUUGUUUCAGACACGUUGAAGGGAAUCCACAGAAAGUAUGAGAAAGGAGAACUGAGCGAACAGCAGUUUACUGAAGUGCAGCAGCUCUGCAGCACAAUCCGAAUGUGUCACCUUUUCAAGGAUUGUCCCGACCAGCCGCGCUAUUCUGAAGCGGAUCUUGCAGAUAUUGAUUCGGAAGAUAGUUAUGAGGAUGCUGUCACUUUUCUGAAAGACUUUUUCAAUGACCGCGCAUAUAGCGAUGCUAAUUCUGCGUUCUUCGAUGAUGCGAUGGAUGCUCAUAGCGGUGCUGCUGCUCCGUCCGACGAGGACGCGAUGGAUGACGAAGUAGUGCACCCAGCUGAUGAUUGGCGGGUGUAUCACACGACGGACGAGAAAAUGGAGCAGUAA
Messenger RNA from Angiostrongylus costaricensis, 435 nucleotides. NCBI's taxonomy places the organism in Eukaryota, Metazoa, Nematoda, Chromadorea, Rhabditida, Metastrongylidae. The record is from the annotation of a GenBank genome assembly.